AUGAGGACUCUUAAACUUCAGCUCGACUACGUUCUGGCGAGGAACAUUCCUCAGUCAGAUAUCCGAAAAUCUAGAGCUGUUUGGGACGUCGCGUUCGACGCUGACCACCGUCCACUUCUUCUCAGCUUCAAGAUACGGUUCCACAAGAGAAACCGAGGAAUUCCUCUUCAACCGAAAAUCGACAUGGCAGGUCUGAAAGACGAUGAAUGCAGAAGAAAAUUCCGCCAACGUAUGUCUAUUCAUGUUGGAGUACGGACCAGGAAGAAGCUUAGCGAUGCGGAUUCCUUCACAAAGUGCAUCCAGGACGCUGCAAAGGAAACGCUCCCGGUUCUGUUGCCGCGGAAGAAGUUUGCCUUUGCAUCUGCGGAAACAAAAUCCACGUACAAUUCCGUAUGUUUCGCGCGUAGCACUGGUGACUUCAACCAGGAAAAGCGUCUUAGAAGGAAGCUGCGUCGUCAACUGCAACAAGACCAUGAUAACGAGUGGAUGUCAAGAGCGAUGGAGUUUGAGAAGGCGUGGGAGGACAGGAACCCGCGGAAAGCCUGCGCUCUACUAAAACAGUAUAGCGGCAAAAUAAAAAGAUAUUCCCAUGUCCUCAACACUGCUAAUGGGGUAGCUGUCGGUGAAGCAACCCUUCCAAUUUGGAAGGAACACUUCAAGACCUUGCUGAACCGGCUAGCACCGUCAGCUCCUGAACUCGAACACAUUCAUAGACCGACGAAUGCGGUUAACGAGGGGCCACCGACCGAGUCGGAGGUCAUGGUCUGUAUUCAAAAAAUGAAGAAUGGAAAAUCUGGUGGAGACGACGGGAUUAGCGCAGGAAUGCUAAAAAAAACCUUCCUCCGUCUGGGAUCCGUGAGAUAA
Molecule: messenger RNA, 864 nt
Organism: Necator americanus (New World hookworm)
Lineage: Eukaryota; Metazoa; Nematoda; Chromadorea; Rhabditida; Ancylostomatidae
Exons: 1
Coding region: 1-864 (287 amino acids)
Source: RefSeq, a predicted model, not a curated record